Messenger RNA from Fusarium graminearum PH-1, 7692 nucleotides. RefSeq lists its product as uncharacterized. Lineage: Eukaryota; Fungi; Ascomycota; Sordariomycetes; Hypocreales; Nectriaceae. Gene Ontology annotation, biological process: protein deubiquitination. The transcript has 12 exons. The coding region runs from base 1 to 7692 and encodes 2563 amino acids. The record is from RefSeq and is a predicted model, not a curated record. Gene Ontology annotation, molecular function: cysteine-type endopeptidase activity; cysteine-type deubiquitinase activity. Gene Ontology annotation, cellular component: cytosol; nucleus.
AUGGAUCCAGCCUCGAGAUCUCCCGACCAUCCAGAUCGCGCUGCCUCCGCUGAAGCCAGCUCGACCCGGCCAAACCCAUUUGAUGAUAGCGAUAUCUCGUCUCGCAAACGCCGGCGCACCUCUCUUUCUGGGUCUCCUGCAAAUUCUCUCGAUGCAGAAAACCCCAUUCGCGACUCCUCCAGCUCAACCACUCUCGACAUCGAUCCUGCCUUGCCUCGACCUGACACGGCUGCAGACUCUCUCACAGAUUCUGUUGCGCCUGAGACUCCCGGCUCAGGCUCUCGCAUGGGUGAUCCUCCUACAGAACCUCCAUCCAGCAUGGUCACUCUCAACCUCAGGAAUGCAACCCAGAAACAUUCGUCUUCGUUGCCAUCUUCCCCCACUACUGCAGCUCAGCCAGCUGUGACCAAAAAUGCGACUGAUGCCGUCAACGACCACGUUCAAGAGAGUGUUGAAGAUUCUGAGGUCUACAUGAGUCAAGCUCCUCAAGGCAAUAAUUUCUCACGGCCAAGUUCUUCACAGUCUGCCACUCCGCCUAUCGAGGUUAUCUCCAUACAAUCAGAUGAGGAUAUGAUGUCUGACUACCAGAGUGCUGGUCUUUCCGUAGUCGAUAGCGACCUUGUCGCAAUCGAUCCGGUUCAUGAAUUCCCGUUCAAUGAGCCCAAUGAGUCACUAGAAGGAAUCAUGAUGCGGCUUGCAACUUACCUUGGAACACAAUCCUCAAUCGAUGCAGCAGUCAUUCAUAGGCUGCAGCAAUGGCUAGGCCAAUAUCUCGAUUACACUAGGAAUGUUAGUCGGCAAACGGCAAUGGGAUCGUGCCGUUUAAACAUACACUUCUGGGCCACCUUCCCACGCAUUGUUCCAGCGAUGGCUUACCGCCGGCCACCACUCUACGAGGAUGAAACACUUUGGGAAGUUAGCAGUGCUUUCUUUGCAAGCUUCGCCACACUAUCAGCUUGGUUUGUCAGUCAAGACAUCAUCGCCAUCAAAGAAUUCAUGGUAGAUCAGGAAUCGCAAAACCGGCAAAUACCUGAACUUUUCUCUCCGAUUUAUCUCCACCAUCUUCAUUCAAUAACUCAACCACCGCGGCCCAGCGACAGCCAGACUGAUCAAGUUGCACCUACGGCUUCGUACUUCGUCAGAGCUUACCAGAAAAGUGCAAACGGAAGCAUUGGUAGUCUUUUACAGCUGGCUAGAAUCUUGGCAGAACUUAUCCCGAGCCAUCCUCGUUUGACUAACGAUUUGGCAUCAAUCUGCCAAGUAGCGUCGGAUAUCAUGUCUGACACUCUCAACCCACGCAUUCCCAGCCAUGAUUUGAUGUCAAAACAGGAACUCGAGAACGGAUUCGCUUUGUACGAACUAAUUUGUAGGAUAUUUGAUGACAUGAUCGAGAAAAAACCCUCGCAACUGUUCGCGGACAACAUACUCAGGGGUGUCUCUGCUUUGUCAGAUAUGAUCAAGGCGAUCCUCAGAUGCGGCCUCCCGAUUGCAAGUCAUCUACUUCAGGAGCACCAAAAAGCUUUUCCUGCAGUCUCUGAAGACUACGCUAUCGAGGCAGUUGCUCUCAAGCGGCGUUUUGAAACCUUCAUCAAGCUCAUACGGUCGAGCCAAAUGCAACUCCGAUUUCAAGGAACGACACAAAUGUGCAGAGAACUUGUCGAGUGUUGGAGAAUUCACUCCGAGCAGAGUGACGACAGCCACGCUUAUAUUGGGCAUAUUGCCGAGUAUCUAAUCGGAUCUGGGUUCAUCGACUACUUCUUAGGCUCCAAUUGCCACCCUGAGAUCAUCCUUGAGGGUGCCAACAUCGUUGGUUUCAUAAUAGUGACCAAGAACUAUCGCAAGGAGCAUCUAGACAUGAUAUGGCGAGGAAUGACGUCUGGAGAAGAUCCCCGUACAGUCGACGCUCUAGCGCGAAUGAUGAGUGGUAUCGCCCAUCUCUUUGACAUCGAGGGCCUCCUGGCUCUUUGCGACAUGUUCCAGACACUACCUGUAGAUGCCUUUACGUCCACUAUCAGAUUGCUUUGGGACCAUGUCAUGCAAUUCUUGACAGACAGACCUGCAAUUGAGCAGCCCCUUGGAAUCCAGCCUUACAAUCUUUGUCUGCGGCUGUUAAGGGAGUCUUCUAUCUCCACAGGUGGAUCGCAACCCGUGUCCCCUGAAAUGCAGCAGAUAACAUUGCAUAAGCUGCAGGAAUUGUUAAGAUGCGGACCGGGCCCCGAAGGACGACAGCAACUUUACUUGAGUUGUCUUCAAGAUAUUGCAAACAAGUCAGCCACCACCCUAGGCAGUCUCUACUUUCUCUCCACAACGAUUCGGUCAAGAGUUAUGUCCACCGAGCUGCAUAGACUAGUGGAAGAGAACGACUUCACGAGGCUCCUUGUCGAGGAAUUAGAGCAUGCUAUCACGAUCGGACGAGCAAUGGAUUCUCAGACGGUACUCGCCUCGCCCACUUACCAGCCUCGGAAAGAAUUCAUUGCAGUCAUUAUUCAGUUGGAACCACAAACCAUCACUCAGGAGCUCGGGUUCAAACUCUGGAACCUGCUUGUUGGUUCUCUCUCACUCUCACUAGAAGAUAGGAGAGCCGGGUGGGACAUACUGAACAUUCUCAACCGGGGGGGCAACUUUGAUAUUCACUCAAAUCAUUUUCUCAGGACUUGUUUACUUCACUAUCUCCCAACUCUUUCCGCUGAGUACUUCUGUGAAGUGUGGCGCAUCGCCCUUGAAGCCGAAGAUGAAAUUCUGGCCGAAAAGUCUCUCCAAGUCCUGACACAGGACAUCUACAUUAAAAAUGAGUAUAUUUCCUCUGGUCCCACGCAACGAACGCAGUCGAUUCACCUAGCUCUCGUUGGUCGUUGUCUAAAGCAGCUGAAAAUUGCCGCGAAGGAUUUAGAGACUUUGGGCCUCAACCCUCAAGGUGGUAAUAAUGGGGAUGCGGUAUUUGCUACCAAAGGCCAGAAGCUACUGGAAAAAGAAAGGAUAUUUGUCCGCUCCUUGAAGUUUCUGCGGUACAUGUUGGAUGCCCAUCGUUCAACGCCACACUUAUUCACACCCGACUUGAGAACGCUAAUUUCUCAAGCACCCUAUGCGGUUCAGGGCGACUCAGCGGAACUCAAGUAUCAGUCUUUUGAUGGCAAUCAACAGACUGACAUCAAGCCACUUGUGAUUGGAAAGGGGAACACUGCAGCUUCUUUGCUCGCGAGCCUCCGUGAAGAAACCGGAUUUGAGAACUAUCGAAUCUACUAUAGAGGCCAGCCAUUCCUACCACGUGAGACGGACAUAUGCAAAUCUCUCGAAGAUCUCCGCGUACAUGACGGUCUUAUACUGGUCAGGCGUGAAGACUCUGGUCCAGCUAUCUCUAAUCGAGUUACGCCUGGUGCUUCCUCACUUGAAAUCGAGAUCUCUACUCAUUUUGAUGAGAUGUGGGAGUAUUUGAGCAUGAAAGACUCACUCGCAGAAGAAAUCUUCGCCUUCCUCAUCCAACUGCCGACGGACGGCCGUCUCUCCAAGUUGAUUGACAACGAACCAGCGACCUACAAAGAUGUUUUCCCCUCGGGGCAGCCUUUCAAGUCGCUCUACGCUGUGCAUGCGUUAGCAAAGUAUACCGAUGCUCUAUCUCCUAGUGGCAUAAACAGUGAUGGCAGUCAGAAUGACGCGUUUAUGCCUCGUUCUGUCUCGUACUCCAAAGCUCUCAAGACAGCCAUGUCCUUGAUUGUGCAUGCUAUCUCAGACAAGAACGUCUUCGACCAAGCAUCAAAGUUCAUGCGACUAAAGCUCACAACAAGUUUACUUCAGGCAUUCAAGCAGCUCUACGACAGAAUUACUGCUUCAGAAACACCGGCCAUAUCGAAAGGUCUGGUUAUACCAGAUCCAGAUCGACUGGUCGAAAUCCUUUCGUAUGCCGCGGAUUGUCCCGGCGAUGAGCCCUCGGCUGCUAUAACUUUAACACUUCUCCUUUGUCUACGACUCAGCAUUAUGGAAGACCAAUUUUGGACAAAGCUCAGCGCAAACACAGACUUCAGCCGAGUCCUACGCCGUCUUAUACUAACCGAUCCCCGCCAGGUCAUCAGAGUACGUUCGAUCAAGAUUAUGCAAGAAUUCUUCACUAUUUUGGAGCACACAGCCGUCGAUCGUGCUUCAGACAACAACCUUGAUGGUUUAGUAGCAACAUACUUCUGGACUAUCGCCAGAGACCUCAUUUCAGAAGCACCUGACAUUCCGCAUCAGUGCGACGAACUAUUCCGUUUCACCUACUUCCUUCUGAUUAGAACCAACAAGCAAGCGCCUGAACUAGUGAACAUUGCAACACUGGCGGUCAAAGCUAGCCAACUUCUUCUAGAGCAUACAACAACUGAGACUAUAGAAUCGCCCGAUGUCGAAGAUACAUUAGCAAGAGGCUUGGCUUUUCUCUUGCAUCUUUGUCUACGGUUGGACGCCACUGUUGUCCAAUCAGAGGUGCUCCCUAGAAAUCUUGCUGCGUCAUUAUUUUGGAAGCAGCUUUAUCCCAGCAAGCGGUUAGCAAACGGAGAGCCUGUGGCCAAAGUAAUUCUUCACGAAGAAACGCGGGCCAAGCUUUGCGAAGUGGUGUUCCAGCUUGUGAAACAUCAUCGAGACGAUAUUCAAAUGGUUCUAGAAGGACUCGGUCAACAAGUACCAUUUUAUGAAGAUGACGAUGGCAUGUAUGGCCCUUUAGUAGAACCGCACCUACUGACAGAUGGUGCAGAUAAUCCGUACCUGUAUGACCUAUCCUAUCACUUCGAGCGAUCCAGAGCACUCCGUGCUCCAUGCGGCUACGCAGGAUUGCAGAACUUGUCCAACACCUGCUACUUGAAUUCAUUAAUGGCGCAGCUAUACAUGAACACUGGUUUCCGGUGCUUCGUGCUCGGUUGCCGCGUUCGCUACCCUGAAACUAACCAGCAGCUCCUUCACAGCACCCAGAAACUGUUUGGCCAUAUGCAGGAGAGCUACCUUCGCUACAUUGACCCGACUGACUUUGUCAAUUCCAUCAAGACAUACGAUGACACUCUCAUUGAUAUCCACAAUCAAAUGGAUGUCGACGAGUUUUAUAAUCUUCUUUUUGACCGUUGGGAGAAUCAGCUUCUUGGCCAGGAUGAAAAGAGAAGAAUGAAGUCGUUCUACGGUGGACAGCUUGUGCAGCAAGUAAAGUCCAAAGAAUGCGAGCACAUCUCUGAGCGUCUCGAGCCCUUUUCCGCAAUUCAAUGCGAUAUCAAGGGGAAAAGCACAUUAGAGGAAAGUCUGCAGGCAUAUGUGGACGGUGAGAUUAUGGAAGGAGACAACAAGUACAAAUGUUCAACGUGCGACCGCCACGUUGAUGCGGUGAAAAGAGCCUGUAUCAAAGAUGUCCCGGAAAACCUCAUCUUCCACCUGAAGAGAUUUGAUUUCAAUCUACGUACCCUUCAACGUAGCAAGAUCAAUGACUAUUUCUCGUUCCCCAGUCGAGUCGACAUGCGACCAUACACCAUCGAGCAUCUCAGCAACCCAGAGAGUGAUGGCAAGGAGGAUAUGUUUGAACUAGUCGGUGUGCUCGUUCAUUCGGGUACCGCCGAAUCCGGGCACUACUACUCUUACAUCCGCGAGCGUCCUUCCUCCGUUGAUAGUCCAAGCUGGGUUGAAUUCAACGACGACAUGGUAACUCCAUGGGACCCAGCGCAAAUGGAACAAGCAACAUUCGGCGGUACGAACGAACGUCCUCUUCAAGACUCAAACGGCCUCAUGUUCGACAGGAAUUACAGUGCAUACAUGCUUUUUUAUCAGCGCGCUUCGUCCCUACGUGCUGAGCAGGAAAAUAUGAUGAGUCUCAACGUCUCCGCGCCUUUCCGCGUCGAAGUGCCAGAGAAGCUCAAAUAUCAUACCACGGUCGAAAACACAGUGAUCCUCCGCCGUCACUGUAUCUAUGACGAGUCCAAUACUGGGCUCGUUCUGACCCUGUUCCGUCAAUCUCUGCUGUGUUGUGGCCCUGUGGAUACAGCUGAUACUUGCCUGAGUCCUAACGACUUCAUGUGCAAAUUUCAGCAGGAGCAUGGACUCCAGAAUUCGGCCAUGCGAACGCUACUCGGCCAUCUGGACCAAGUUGUCACGAGAGCAAAGGAGAUUCCGCAUUUCGGUUCAUACUGUAGAGACCUGAUGGGUGCAAUCACAUCUUGUCCUUAUUGUGCUUUUGCAUUCUACAGUUACUUUGAUCAUUAUCCCAACGCACUUCGCAUGCUGCUCCAACGCAACCCGGAUCAGGGAGUACGAAGUUUCACUUGCAACGCUCUGGUCACUGCAGUCAAGAAGAUAUCGGAGGCGUUUCCCAAUAUCUAUGACUUGCAAGAGUCGUACAGCUCAGUCUCGGAUUCCGAUGAAGACGAAGACCUUGAUCAGCAUGAUGUUUCUCGUCACUCUGUCAUCGAUCGAGUAAUGCUCAUUUUCGAUUAUCUUUGGAAGCACUUUCACCUCCACAUUAAGGCCUGGGACGAGUAUUUCGGAGCAAUUCUAGGCUUUGCUGAACUGGGCCAUCGUGAAACUGGACGUGUAUUGGCUGCAGACUUUCUGCUAAGGACUAUUCAGAUCAUCUCGGCCGACCCUCUACAAGACCUCAGUGGAGUCUGGGCCAAAAUGCUCAACAGUGUUAUUCGACGAAACAACAGUCCAAAGCCCCCUUCUUAUACAUCAAUCAUUGCCCUUAUCCAGCACUUGAUAAGCAAGAUGAGUUGGAAACUUGGAACCGACUCAAUCGAAGAGGAUCCGACAGAGCGUCUUACACAGACAGCUGGGCCAUUCCGUUGGACAUCAAGUGAGGUAACUCUUGUCUUCAAUGGUUUGGACAUGACCUCUCAUACUAGCCUGUUUGUCGAGAAACUCCUUGCCCUUGAUCAGGCGCCAGCAUCUAGCGAUGCUAUUAUACGCUGCUUGGUACGAUUAGACGACAAAGUCGAUGAUAGAGUCCUUUCAACAUUGAAACAAUGUCUCCGUGGUGAAACCUCAACACAGGCUAUGGAUCCGUUCUUGCGGGCAGCCAUUCCCUACCUCGACAGUACCAACAACCUCAACAACGCCCUGGAAAUAGUGCAGCAUAUGUUGGCGCAGGCGAGAAGUCUACAGAACAACGAGGGUGUGUUUUUUGUACGCUUCUUCAUGGUGGCGGCGAACCUUCAAAGAGAAGACGAGGAGUUUGCCAGGGCAGUUCGCUCGCACAGCCUGGGACAAGUGUCAGAAUGGGUACCUUUUCUUCUCGCGUGGUCUGAUCAGCAUAUGCGGUCCACCACAAAAGGGUUUCUUAGCAGCACCUUGUUUGAUAACCUGAAGGAUCACAGCCCGGCCAACAGCGAGAGUAUCUGUUGUGACAAAGAUGCCAUUGAGGAGGCGGCAAAGCAGGUCGGAAUCGCAUGUCUCGAGUACCUCAAAGACCACCACGUCCGCAGACGGGCUAACGUUGGUCGAGAAAUUGCGACCGAUUUUCUGGACGUAAUCGAGCAAUGCGGUGCGGUGGUAAAUGUGGGCUCAAAUGAGCAGAGUGAUACAGACAAAAGGUUCUGCAAACUGCAGGAUGAUGUGAUCGAUCCUUUACGGAAGCUUGUUGUUGAUGACAUGGAAGACGACGGGACCGACUGGGAAGGAUCCUGCGGAUCAUCUGACCAGAUUGAUGACAUUGAAAUGAACAUUCCGGGUGUAAAGGAGCUACACGGCAUGUAG